CGCACGUGUGUCGAGCACUGCAACAGUAGUCGCUUAGUAUACCCCAUUUCCGCUGAACGAUUGGAGAUUGAUAUCGUCUGCAUGGCAAGUUACUGUGAUAUGCGUACUGGGGGCGAUCGACUAAACGGCGUCGUGGCACCGCGGCGCAAUGCAGUUUGCCUUCAGCCUUGCCGCAUCUUGACCAUCACCUUCUACUCAUAGAACAUGGAUCUCCAUUCAACUUGGAGUAGCAGCAGUCCGAUGAUGAAUAGAACGCAUCUUCCAGCAGUACGGAACAAAUAUGGCUAACCAGCAACAUACUUCGUCUACCUUGGAUCCUUAUGCACGGCCUUAUGUUCCCCACAGCCUGAGAGCCGUCAACGAAGCGUCAAAUCAGCACAUUAUCCCAUCUCUACCAGUAAGGUGGAUCGACUUUGCAGAAUAUGUACGCUCGUUUGCAGGUUCGGCCUUUUUGCAACCGGACCCUCCGCCGCCAGAGCUGCCCAACGCUGCUCCAGUAGGCCACAAACUCGAACCUUCUAACUACCAUGGCUUCUUCCGGGAGGCUUUGGUCCACGAAGCAGCGGCCCUUCGGAUACAGUGCGACGAUCAUGCGCUCUACAAGGUUCCGAUUCAACCAGCAGCAAGGGAUCCGCGCCCAUGCAUGUAUUCUCUGGUUGUGCCCGGCUUAAGAGAGCUUAGCCUAGCUGUCGAACUCGGGGAUGUCGUACAAUUGCGGCAAUUGCAUCUUGACCUGCGUGGCGAGGUUUUGAGCGGGCCGAUGGCAACGUAUCGGAACGGACAUUCACUAGCUGACGAGUCUCCGAUGAUCUUCCGCCACGAUGCAGUCAUAUGGGCUAUCGAUAGCCUCAAUGGAAUACUGACCCUGCGGGUGGAUGGAUUAUACCAUAUGUCGAUGCAAUUUAAUGUCUGCUUUACUAUACAGGUUGGCCGUAUCGGAGCCAUGUACAGAGCUAUCACCACCUUAGAGCAGGCUUUGACCUUUAGUGGCGGAGCGUGCUGGACAAGGUCGAUGCUGUUCCCUGACGAAACGGACGGUGUGCUGCAAAACACUCUGAACAAAGGCACCAUUCGAUGGGAGGGACGAGACAAGCAGCUCAACUACGAGCAGAUUCGAGCCGUAGACACGGUGCUGCUGCAAAAGUAUGGCGACAUUCCGUACCUUGUCUCUGGUCCUCCCGGCACUGGCAAAACAAAGACUAUGGUUGAGCUAGCUCUGCAAUUAAUCGCCGAACAUGAAAGCUCGCACGUUAUUGUCUGCGCGCCCUCCGAUCCAGCAGCCGACACACUAACGCUGAGGUUGCGCAUCCACCUUGUGCCGAAGCAACUCUUACGACUCAAUGCACCUUCGCGGAGCUUCCCAGAAGUACCUCAAACCAUUCUACCCUACUGCCAUGUGGAUGAGGACAUGUUCUCUCUGCCGCCGUUUCAGCAAUUAAUGCGUUACCGUAUCGUAGUAGUGACCUGCCGUGACGCGGAGAUACUGGUGCGAGCUCGCCUUUCCAAUGCAGACUUGGUUGGCCUGGAACAAGGUGUCUCUUCUGCUUUACAUCCAGAGAACGCCGUACUAAUCCCACCGCUUCACUGGACUGGCUUGCUAAUUGAUGAAGCUGCGCAAGCGACGGAGCCAGAGGCUUGCAUUGCAUUGACUGUAGUUGCACCGCCUGAAGGGUACGAGCAGACCAACCUACCGUUACCGCUGGUGGUGAUGGCUGGAGAUCAGAACCAGCUCGGCCCACGUACGGCGUCAAAGAUUCCAGCUUUGCAAACGUCGCUCUUCGAGCGCCUACUGGCACGGCCGCUGUACCGAGAUCACCCACUCGCGCGAUCAAAGCAGACGGGCGGUGUUAUGCGGCCCCUAACGCAACAGAUGCUCCCAAUAGUGCGCGCACCAUUCGCCAAUCUAAUCAGAAACUAUCGUUCCCACCCAGCCAUCCUCGCCACACCCUCCUCGCUAUUUUAUCAUGACACUCUCGAGCCAGAAGCUACCGACACCGAUCGCCUACUCUCGUGGAACAGCUGGGAAGGGCGCGGCUGGCCCGUACUAUUUGCCUGCAACACUGGCGCCGAUGACAUCGAAGGCGACGGAGGAGGAUGGUACAAUAGAGCUGAGGCCAAUAUGGCUUGUCAGUUCGCCUACUCCUUCCUCCAAUCCGGUCUGAUAGAGCCGAGAGACAUAUGCAUCAUGAGUCCCUUCCGCGCUCAAGUCAAGCUCAUCCGCCGCGUCGCUCGCGGCGCAAGGUUCAGGAUGCACGGCGUCAGUAUAGGACCGCUCGAGGCGUUUCAGGGCCUGGAGUCGAGGCUCGUCAUCAUAUGCACAACGAGGACGAGAGAUCGCUUCAUUGAACAAGAUCUGGCGAAGGGUUUGGGGGUGAUACGCGAGCCAAAGCGGUUCAAUGUUGCGUUGACGAGGGCUAAAGAGGGUUUGAUUGUUAUUGGCAACCCAAUUGUGUUAAGGCAGGAUGAGUACUGGCGCAAUUUCUUAGCCUUUUGCCAGCGUAAUGGACUGUGGAAAAGCGAUGCAUUGGGAGAGCAGGCAGGAAGUGCGAAGAGCAUGGGUGACGAUGACGCUGCGGACUUCGUGGUCAGCAGGCUCGAGCGUCAGCUUCUGCACCAAGACGAGCUGCAAGCGGACUCAGCUAUUGAGGCCGCUAAUGGGAUGAGAAAGCUGAAUGUGUAUGAUCCGGAACGGGAGGCGUGGGAGGCCGGUUUAGACGCGGAGCUAUACGUGCAGGAGAUAGAAGAGCUGAUCGACGGCGAGUCUUGACCGUAAAAGCGUCUUGCUUAAUUACUCGGAGUGGACUUCCAAAUACCACCAUCAGCAAUGCAAGGGAGCGACGAUGUGAUUGCACUGCCGAGCCGCGAUAUACGCAGAUGCGCGAGAGCUGCAAGUUUGAACAGUUCGCUCAGUAGCCCUCGAAUGACUGCUACAGCCAUACAAAGCAUCCAUCUGACCAUACCAACCCCAAUAGGAAACGUCAUUCGUCGACUUGACUCAGCUCUUCCGCCUCUCCGGCAUCCUGUGCAUUGCCCUCUGCCACCUUGGCCUUCCCCUUCCCCUUCCCAUCCAUAGCAGCCUUGACCUCGACUUUAGCCUUAGCCUCGGUCUCAACGCCCACCCCAGCCUCAGCUGUAUCCUCAUUACUGACCUUCCGCCUCUUCCCAUCGCCCGCCAGCUUCUUCUCAGCGUACUCCACGAUCUGUGGUCCGACGUCCGUAUACUGCACCUCCCGGUGCUGUUUGCGCAGGAUCU
Baudoinia panamericana UAMH 10762 is the source of this 3253-nucleotide messenger RNA. RefSeq lists its product as uncharacterized. Gene Ontology annotation, molecular function: helicase activity. The record is from RefSeq and is a predicted model, not a curated record. The transcript has a single exon. Lineage: Eukaryota; Fungi; Ascomycota; Dothideomycetes; Mycosphaerellales; Teratosphaeriaceae. Bases 281 to 2767 code for a protein of 828 amino acids.